AUGAAGCUGACAAGCACGCGCUAUCUACAUGGGGAGAUACGUGCCUACCAUGUUUCUGGUAGUGUGUACGGGCCUCUAGAGCCGUCGGCGACCUACAGGGUUGAGUGCUCUGACAAGCAACUGCACCAUGCGGUGGCGCCGAACCUGGACCGGGCUGUUUACACUACCUACCACAGCGUGGUGUGCGUCAGCCAGAACAGUGACGUGCUAUGGCACUAUGACCUAGAACCUCGCUCCAUCCAGCGCUACUUGCGUCAUCCCAGAUGCAUGUUCUCCCUGGACGGGGCCUGGGUGUGGGUGUAUCGCCCCGACGCCAUGGCCGACCGUGGCCCUGAUAUAUUAGUCGUGUUACGCGCCGACACAGGCGAGGAAGUCGCUAGGACAGAGCUAGAUAGCGUUGGGGAGGGAGCUGAGCUCGCCCUACAUCCCGACGGACGGCAUAUCCUGCUAGAUGUAGGGGAGGGUCAGGAUGGUGUGAAAUUAUACCGAGCAGCAUUCACUGGCGAUGACAUCGACUUACACUCUUAUGGGUGGGACGAUCGCUGCUUGGUCGACGUGGCGCCCGAUGGCCAGUGGUUCAUGACGGUCGACCAUGGCCGGCAAGACGUCGCCUUUCAUGUCUUUUCUAGUGGCGAGGUAGUACUGCGGAUGCCAGUUGAAACAUUUGGCUACCAGUAUUUUGGGGAUGAUGAAGCACGUAUGCACUGGAACGGCGGCUUCCUCAAUGCGGACAUCGCGGUCGUCACGAUCGCGGGCGAGAAGGACGAUAUAGAGUGGCACCGCCACUAUAGCAUCGACCUACGCACAGGUACACCGCGCGGCCGCUUCGAGGCAUACUCGCGAGACGGCACCUGGAUUGUCUCCGGCCCUGACGGCAGCGCCGUCCGUCGCCGGCUGUCCACGACGGACCAAGCAUGCUGGCUAUCAGGAAAUGCAUAUCCUUGA
Molecule: messenger RNA, 945 nt
Organism: Aspergillus novofumigatus IBT 16806
Lineage: Eukaryota; Fungi; Ascomycota; Eurotiomycetes; Eurotiales; Aspergillaceae
Exons: 3
Coding region: 1-945 (314 amino acids)
Source: RefSeq, a predicted model, not a curated record